Messenger RNA from Dentiscutata erythropus, 618 nucleotides. NCBI's taxonomy places the organism in Eukaryota, Fungi, Glomeromycota, Glomeromycetes, Diversisporales, Gigasporaceae. The record is from the annotation of a GenBank genome assembly.
AUGGAAUUGAUAGAAGAGGAACUUGGUAUUGAAUAUGAAAAGAAUACUGAAGAUAAACCUGAUAGAGCUGGUAUUAAACUUGAAAAGGAUAUUAAUAUUGUUAGUAAAUCUGAUAAUGCAUCUGAAAAUACUAAUAAUUAUCAAUAUGGACAGCUUGAUCCAUGUAAAACAACCUGGGCAAAAGCAUUUACAGAGGUUGUUGAUAAUAAGCUGAUUGAAUUUGAGUAUAACUUUUAUCAAAUACAUUUUGAUGAACUUCUUGAGGGAAUCAAUUAUUUCUUAGUUGCUGAGUCUGAAAAAGCUUAUUUUCAUAUUUCUUUCAUUCUAAAACAUUGGUACAAAAAUGAAUUUAUAAAUGCAGUAGCUGUUGAUAAGCUAUUUCUCAGAAGAAAGUUAUUAGAAAAGAACAGUUCAACACUAUCUUUAUUUUCUUUUUUAGAUGUUGCUAAUUUGUGGAAUACUAUACUUAAUGAAGCUUCUAUACAAGCUGUAGCAAAAGCAAUUGGCUGUAAACAAUCGAUUAAACAAACAUUACUUGGGCUUGUCUGUAAAUAUAUAGAAGUAGUCAAUUAUGAUGAUUUAAAUAAUUUAAAGAUUUUGAUAAAAAUUAAGAAAUAG